Cyprinodon variegatus (sheepshead minnow) is the source of this 1805-nucleotide messenger RNA. It is a transcript of the gene uba3, whose product is annotated as NEDD8-activating enzyme E1 catalytic subunit-like. Lineage: Eukaryota; Metazoa; Chordata; Actinopteri; Cyprinodontiformes; Cyprinodontidae. Gene Ontology annotation, biological process: protein neddylation. Gene Ontology annotation, molecular function: NEDD8 activating enzyme activity. Gene Ontology annotation, cellular component: nucleus; cytoplasm. The transcript is spliced from 17 exons. Bases 105 to 1454 code for a protein of 449 amino acids. The record is from RefSeq and is a predicted model, not a curated record.
GUCAUUUCAAAGUAUAGAAAUAUUUAAUUUAGUAAUUAAGAAAUGCAUUUCCAACUUGGACAUGUGUUUACCACUACCGGCUUUAGCAUUUGAAACUACCAAACAUGGCGGAGAUGGAAGAGCCGAUGGUGGUGGACGGAGUCGGCGGGGGGAGCUGUGAAUGGGAAGGCCGAUGGAAUCACGUCACAAAGUUCCUGGAGAGAUCAGGGCCAUUCACACAUCCCGACUUUGAGCCCAGCACAGAGUGUUUGCAGUUUUUGUUAGAAACCUGUAAGAUCCUGGUCAUUGGUGCUGGUGGACUGGGAUGUGAGCUACUGAAAGACCUGGCUUUAUCAGGCUUCCGAAACAUUGAUGUAGUGGACAUGGACACAAUAGAUGUUUCCAACCUGAAUCGUCAGUUCCUUUUCAGAUCAAAAGAUGUAGGCCGACCCAAGGCAGAUGUGGCAGCAGAUUUUAUCAACAGCCGAAUCCCAGGGUGCCGGGUGGUACCACAUUUUAAGAAAAUUCAAGAUUUAGAUGAAACGUUCUACAGGCGAUUCCACAUUAUUGUCUGUGGGCUUGACUCUAUCGUUGCCAGGAGGUGGAUGAACGGUAUGCUGAUAUCUUUGCUGGUAUACGAGGAUGGUGAAGUGGAUCAAACAUCUAUUAUUCCACUUGUUGAUGGUGGGACAGAAGGCUUUAAAGGCAACGCCAGGGUCAUUCUCCCAGGCUUAACUGCCUGCAUUGACUGUACCCUUGAACUUUACCCUCCCCAGAUUAACUUCCCCAUGUGCACAAUAGCAACAAUGCCUCGGUUGCCAGAGCAUUGUAUUGAAUAUGUACGGAUACUGCUGUGGCCCAAGGAGAUGCCGUUUGGAGAUGCUAUAGCCUUGGACGGAGAUGACCCCGAGCACAUCCAGUGGGUGUUCCAGAGAUCUCUGGAGAGAGCUGCAGAGUUCAGCAUAACUGGAGUCACAUACAGACUUACACAGGGUGUUGUGAAACGCAUAAUUCCUGCUGUAGCAUCUACAAACGCUGUCAUUGCUGCUGCUUGUGCAACUGAGGUUUUUAAGUUGGCAACAAGCGCCUAUGUACCUCUUUGCAAUUAUAUGGUGUUCAAUGAUGUGGAUGGCUUAUACACGUACACUUUUGAGGCAGAACGGAAGGAAAACUGUUCAGCCUGCAGCCAGAUUCCUCAGGAUCUAGGCUUUUCUCCAUCUUCCACCCUGCAGGAGGUUCUGAACUACCUGACAGAGAGUGUCUCCCUGCAAAUGAAAUCACCUGCUAUAACAGCAAAGGUUGAAGGAAAGAGCAAAACUUUAUAUCUGCAGUCCGUUGCCUCAAUCGAACAAAGGACAAGACCAAAUCUUUCCAAAACCUUGAGAGAUCUGGGCCUAAAAGACGGACAAGAACUGGCUGUGGCUGAUGUCACCAGUCCCCAAACCAUGCUGUUCCGACUCUGCUUUACCUCAUAAAACUAUUUCAAGCUAUUUCAAUACAGAACAGUUUACUGCACGUUCAGUCAAAUUUUCAUCAGGUGUAAUUAAUGUUCUACUGGUAAAAUGUAUAUAUUGACAAAAGUGGACGUUUUGCACAGGAAAGCCAAAUUGCUGUCUACAUCUUGUCAUUUUUGAUUGUUUCGUUUUUUUGUUUGUUUUUGUUAAUAUCUGACAUUUAAAUAAUUGUAGUUUGGUUUGGGCAAAUAAGAAUAUUCUUUAAAUGCUUUGAUUGUACUUAUUUAUUUCCUAGUUUUUUUCAAUUUACAUUGCCUAUGCAGCGGUAUGAAGAUGUUUGAGUUGGAAUAAAAUGGUUUGUCUUAUAUCAUG